Molecule: messenger RNA, 779 nt
Organism: Merops nubicus (carmine bee-eater)
Lineage: Eukaryota; Metazoa; Chordata; Aves; Coraciiformes; Meropidae
Gene: CHMP6
Product: charged multivesicular body protein 6
Exons: 7
Biological process (GO): vesicle budding from membrane; late endosome to vacuole transport via multivesicular body sorting pathway
Cellular component (GO): multivesicular body; ESCRT III complex
Source: RefSeq, a predicted model, not a curated record
AAGCGGCUCAGCCUGAACCUGGAGAGGGAGCGGGCGCUGGCCCGGCAGCUGCUGAAGGACGGCAAAAAAGAGAAAGCCAUGCUCUUGCUGAAGAAGAAGAGGUACCAAGAACAACUUCUAGAUAAAACAGAAAACCAAAUCAGCAACCUGGAGAGGAUGGUCCAGGAUAUUGAAUUCACCCAGAUUGAAAUGAAGGUCAUUGAGGGCCUGAAAAUAGGAAAUGAGUGUCUGAACAAGAUGCACCAGGUUAUGUCAAUAGAAGAAGUAGAAAGGAUAAUAGGUGAAACCCAAGAUGCUGUGGAGUACCAGAGGCAAAUAGAUGAGCUGCUGGCUGGCAGCCUGACUGAGGAAGAUGAAGAUGCCAUCCUAGAAGAAUUAAACACUAUUACUCAGGAACAGAUGGAGCUUCCAGAAGUUCCUUCCGAGCCACUCCCAGAGAAGAUCCCAGAAGCGUCACCCAUCAAGAACAAGCCAAAACCAGAGCUGGUGGCAGCAUCUUAACUCCCACUGCUGGGGAUUCCCCCACGUGACUUUCACCCAGGACAGUUUGCCAUCCCAGCCUGUGCUGGGAACAAGCAAUGCCUUGGCAGCAUCCCAGCUGUGCUGGGCGGAUCGUGGAGCAGGAUUCCCCGUGCAGGGUGGGGAACCUCAGCUGAUUAUUGCUCUUGUAUCAAGAUUAUUUUCUAGUGCUUUCUGUUUUUUUGUAACUUAAAACUCUCAACUCACUCAGCUGCGCUGUCUCGGGAUUAAACAACAACUCUAGAACUUCCCAAGCCAAA